This is a messenger RNA of Paraphaeosphaeria sporulosa, 1862 nucleotides long. RefSeq names its product general substrate transporter. Gene Ontology annotation, molecular function: carbohydrate:proton symporter activity. Gene Ontology annotation, biological process: transmembrane transport; carbohydrate transport. Bases 1 to 1581 code for a protein of 526 amino acids. The record is from RefSeq and is a predicted model, not a curated record. The transcript has 6 exons. Gene Ontology annotation, cellular component: membrane. NCBI's taxonomy places the organism in Eukaryota, Fungi, Ascomycota, Dothideomycetes, Pleosporales, Didymosphaeriaceae.
AUGGACGCGAAGACCGCCACCGUAGAGGAGCAUGGCCGAUCUCCUCACGACCCUGCGCAGACCGGCCGACUGGAGGUUCCUGAAGUGACGUGGUACAAGGAGCCUGGCCUGAGGAAACUCUACCUGAUGAUCCCGAUACUGUUCCUGGGGGCCACCAUCAACGGCUAUGAUGGAUCGUUGCUCAACGGGCUGCAAACGCUGAAACCAUGGCAAGAAUACUUUGACCAUCCCCGUGGCAGUCGCAUCGGACUCUUCACGGCGAUGCAGAACAUCGGUGCCAUCGCAGCCAUGCCUUUCUCCGCCAUCGUUGCCGAUAGAUUUGGUCGCAGAAUGGGCGUUACAGUGGGACUACUGGUUCUAUUUGUUGGAGUCAUACUCCAGGUCGUUCCGGGGGUCGACUCAAAUCAAUUCAUCGGUGGCCGUUUCCUAGUCGGCUUCGGAUCCAACCUCUCACAAGGCUCGGCGCCGCUACUGAUCAUGGAACUUGCGCAUCCCCAGCAUCGUGGCAAGCUGAGCACCAUGUAUAAUACACUUUGGUUCGUCGGAGCGAUCAUCGCGGCCUGGACGUGCUUCGGCAUGGUCAAGUAUACUUCUGAAACCUCGUGGAGGGUCCCGACGGCGCUGCAGGCUCUCAUGCCAUUUAUCCAAAUCAUCGGUGUCUGGUUCCUGCCAGAAAGCCCGCGCUGGCUGUGUUCAAAGGGGCGUUUCGAUGAAGCAUUCGGUGUCCUGGCCAAGUACCACGCAAACGGCAAUGUAAAUGAUCGCUUCGUGAAGGGCGAGUUCCGCGAGAUUCAAGAAACCAUACAACUUGAGAAGGAGACCUCGAGGAACAAUGGAUGGCUGGAGUUGGUCCGCACUCCGGGUAAUCGCAAGCGAGUGAUGUUGAUCCUCCUAGUAUCGUUCUACUCUCAGGCGUCUGGCAACGGCCUCGUAUCAUUCUACAUCAAAGAUAUAUUGACAUCGGUUGGUAUCACGGAGUCAUACGAUCAGUCCUUGAUCAAUGGCGGCGUUCAGCUUUGGUCUUUCUUCGUUGCGAUCGGGUUCUCAGUGUUCUUGGUCGAUCGAUUCGGAAGGAAGAAGCUCUUCUUGAUCGCUGCUGUGGGUAUGCUGGUGGCCUUCACCAUCUGGACUGCAUGCUCGGCCGUCUACGCCCAAACUAAGAAUGCAGCCGCUGGACAAGCUGUCAUCGCCAUGAUCUUCCUCUUCUACGGCGCUGCUGGAUUUGCCUGGCCAGGUUUGACUGUCGCAUAUUGUGCCGAAAUUCUCCCAUACAACAUCCGCGCGAAGGGGAUUGCGCUGCAGUUCGCUAUGACAUCUGUGACUUCCGUCGCAAAGAACUAUAUCAACCCGGUAGGACUGAAGAACCUACAGUGGAAGUUCUACUUCGUCUACAUUGCGAUUCUCGUCGUGGAAUGCAUAAGCAUAUGGUCCCUCUUCGUGGAAACCAAGGGCCCGACCCUCGAGGAAAUCGCAAUAUUAUUUGACGGAGACAGUGCGCGGGGCGGGGAUGUCUCUGGAAUGGUUGGGCCGGAAAACGGCAAGGACGACAACCUAGAAUUGGAGCGCGUGGUGACCAAGUAGGCUAGUAACAGGAGCCACAUGGUAUUGCGUACUGUCUCUGGGGCAGUGCUGGCGUGUAUUUCCCCAAAUAUCAUCGUCGCAAUAUGGACAGUGCGUCGUUCACUUGUCUCUCACGAGUUGCGGUAACGACCGAAUUGCCUUGUGCAGAUGCCCCGGCAUGCUUGGGGUCAAUGGGAAAGGAAUGUUGAAGCAGGAACUUUACCAUCCACGGAUCGGCUCGGUGUGUGUUCGGGUCCGCAGAGCGGAGACACAUGUUUUGGAAGGUGAACAGCCGGUCCGUC